GACAGUAUGCGUUGAAGAUGCGCGCCGUGCGUUUACCUCAGUGAGCCACAUUUAAGAACUAUAUCAAGAACUAUUUCGUUUCAUCCAGAGGCUGGAUAUUUCAGACCGGACGCUUUUAUUACGGCGAGAAGAGCCCAGCUUUACUUGCAAAUGCUUGAUUUUUCUUCACUGAUCUUUUCUCAGUGUUUUAUACGGAUUUAGUUUCUUUCUUUCUGGACUAAGGCCAGCUGAAAUACCUUCAUACAAGAAAUUUACGCUUGUUGAGAGAAAUCUUCAGUGGACAAGGCACCCACGUCUUGCUCGACUGGGAAUAUCAGUGAAUUGUGGACUGGACUGAUAUUUAAUUAAUAUUGGUUUUCCACAUUGUUCCAGUUUCAAAGACCGUUUCCCUUUUUUUUCGGAAUCUCUGUUGUUUCAGUUGGAUAUGUGCAUGGACAUAAAUGCGGAUCAAGGAGGAGACAUCCUAACUUCACAUUAUUAUAUGGAUUGAUUGAGCACGAACGAUGUUUUAAACUCAAUUUCAGGCGUUUCAAGUGUUCGUCACGAAUCAUGAUACCGAGAGCAAAUAUUUUUGAAUUGGAUCCUUCCUUUCAUUCAUUCACAAGUUGAGGACCUUCCAGCGGACAUUUAGCCUACAUUUUUACUGAAUAAAUAUUUUUUUUCACUGGCUCAAAAUGGUCGGUUUACAUCUCGGUUACCCUGAAUUACGCAAAUGUUCAUGUUGAAGCCAUGUUUUUCGUUCACAAUGUUUUCACAUUCUCUAUAUGAAGAAUUAUUCACCAGUUUUCUUCGUAUUUCCCCCCCCCAAAAAUAAUGGAAGACAUGGGUGGCCUGAUAAGAUUUCGAUAAAGUAAAUGGAAGUUAUCAACUGCGUAAUCAGUAAAUCAGAUGAAUAUCAUCGCAGAUAUAAACAUUUUGUUCAUUUUAAAGGAUGCCUACCAGACUGUGAAUUUAUUCCUUUGACUUAUUGGGAGUUUUUUUUGUACGUCCGACCGAACGUGCAUAAGUUUAAAUGUUAAUAAAAAAUCAUGCAAAUGAGCGUGUGAAGGCAGACAUCAACAGGUAUAAUGCAUUCCAAGGACAUGGAUUUCUUACAAAUGUUUUUCUGCUUUCUCUUGUGCUGGACUGGAGUCGAUGCCGUUUACAAUUUGAAAUACACCGUGGAAGAAGAGCUGCGUGCAGGCACAAAGAUAGCCAAUGUGACGGCGGACGCAAAAAAUGCGGGUUUUGCACUGGGAAACCGACAGCCUUAUUUGCGGGUUAUCUCCAAUUCCGAGCCGCGAUGGGUUAAUCUGAGCCCCGCAGGACUGCUCAUCACAAAGCAAAAAAUUGAUCGGGACGCUGUUUGCCGACAGACAGCGAAGUGUUUUAUUUCGUUGGAGGUGAUGUCAAACUCGAUGGAGAUCUGCGUGAUUAAAAUUGAGAUUAUCGACGUAAACGACAACGCGCCCCGCUUCCCCACCAACCACAUUGACAUAGAAAUCUCGGAAAACGCCGCUCCCGGUACCAGAUUUCCCCUAGAGGGGGCAAGCGAUCCGGACUCCGGGAGCAACGGCAUUCAGACGUACACAAUUACCCCUAAUGAUAUUUUCGGUCUUGAGAUUAAGACGAGGGGGGACGGGUCCAAAAUCGCAGAACUUGUGGUGGAAAAGACUUUAGACAGAGAGACGCAGUCUCGUUACACGUUUGAACUCACCGCGGAGGAUGGUGGAGACCCCCCAAAGUCUGGGACCGUGCAACUUAACAUCAAAGUCAUUGACUCGAACGAUAACAACCCCGUUUUCGAUGAGCCAGUAUACACUGUAAACGUGCUGGAGAAUUCUCCCAUAAGCACCUUAGUCAUAGACUUGAACGCCACGGACCCAGACGAAGGAACCAAUGGCGAGGUGGUCUACUCGUUCAUAAACUUCGUGUCCAACCUGACAAAACAGAUGUUUAAAAUCGACCCCAGAACAGGCGUGAUAACAGUGAAUGGCGUUUUGGACCACGAGGAAUUGCCCGUCCACGAAAUUGACGUACAAGCCAAAGAUCUGGGUCCAAAUUCAAUCCCUGCCCACUGCAAAGUGAUUGUUAAUGUAAUCGACAUCAACGACAACGCGCCAGAAAUCAAACUGUUGUCAGAAAACAGCGAGAUGGUAGAGGUGAGCGAAAACGCUCCUCUCGGAUAUGUAAUAGCUCUGGUGAGAGUCUCAGACAAUGAUUCGGGAGCGAAUGGAAAAGUGCAGUGCAGACUGCAAGGCAAUGUGCCUUUUAGACUCAACGAGUUUGAGAGCUUCUCCACCUUACUUGUUGAUGGCCGACUGGAUAGGGAGCAGAGAGACACGUACAAUUUGACCAUUCUAGCCGAGGACAGCGGAUACCCCCCGCUUAGAAGCUCGAAAUCCUUUGCAGUGAAAGUAACAGAUGAAAACGACAAUCCCCCGUACUUCACCAAGCCACACUAUCAAGCCAUGGUCCUCGAAAAUAACGUCCCAGGUGCGUUUCUGCUGGCGGUGUCCGCCAGGGACCCUGACCUGGGCAUGAACGGCACCGUGUCCUACGAGAUCAUUAAAUCGGAGGUGCGGGGCAUGUCUGUGGAAUCUUACGUGACCGUGAACUCAAACGGUGAAAUAUACGGCGUUAGGGCUUUUAAUCACGAAGAUACGCGGACCUUUGAGUUUAAAGUCUCUGCGAAGGAUGGGGGAGAUCCACCUUUGACCAGCAACGCCACCGUGCGCAUUGUUGUACUGGAUGUAAAUGACAACACACCUGUGAUGACCACCCCGCCCCUGGUGAACGGCACCGCGGAGGUGUCCAUUCCUAAAAAUGCUGGAGUUGGUUAUUUGGUUACACAAAUAAAAGCUGAUGAUUACGAUGAGGGGGAAAAUGGAAGGUUAACGUAUUCAAUUUCAGAAGGAGACAUGGCAUACUUUGAAAUAGACCAGAUAAACGGCGAGGUGCGAACCACAAAGACGUUUGGGGAGAAUGCGAAACCAUCCUAUCAAAUAACCGUGGUGGCGCGUGAUCACGGCCAAACUUCUCUAUCUGCCUCUGCCUAUAUUGUCAUUUAUCUCUCUCCUGAUCUCAAUGCACAGGAGCAAAUCGGACCCGUCAACCUGUCUCUCAUUUUCAUCAUUGCCCUGGGUUCUAUUGCAGUCAUCCUGUUUGUCACAAUGAUCUUUGUGGCAGUCAAGUGCAAAAGGGAUAACAAGGAAAUCCGAACAUACAACUGCAGUUUCUUGUACCUGCGCAGGGUGGCGGAGUACUCCUACGGCAACCAGAAGAAGUCCAGCAAGAAGAAGAAGCUGAGCAAGAACGACAUCCGUCUGGUGCCGCGGGACGUGGAGGAGACGGACAAGAUGAAUGUGGUGAGUUGCUCGUCUCUCACCUCUUCGCUCAACUACUUCGACUACCACCAGCAGACUCUGCCGCUGGGCUGCAGGCGCUCCGAGAGCACCUUCCUCAACGUGGAGAACCAGAACUCCAGGAAUGCCGCACCCAACCAUGGCUACCACCAUACCUUCACAGGGCAGGGCCCUCAGCAGCCUGACCUCAUCAUCAACGGCAUGCCGCUGCCUGAGACGGAGAAUUAUUCCAUUGACUCCAGUUAUGUAAACAGCAGAGCACACCUAAUUAAAAGCACGUCAACAUUCAAGGACAUGGAAGGAAACAGUCUGAAGGACAGUGGCCACGAGGAGAGCGACCAAACCGACAGCGAACAUGACGUUCAGAGAGGGCACUACGCCGACACAGCUGUCAACGACGUACUGAAUAUGAACGUACCCCCCAACAACUCGCAACUACCUGACCAAGAUCAGUCAGAGGGUUUCCACUGCCAAGACGAAUGUCGUAUCCUGGGCCACUCGGACCGCUGCUGGAUGCCCCGGGUGCCGAUGCCAGCGAGAGCAAAGUCUCCUGAACACGGCCGCAACGUCAUCGCUCUGUCCAUCGAGGCCACCACUGUGGACGUACCUCACUACGAGGACUGUGGCACCAUCAAAAGGACUUUUGCCACCUUUGGCAAAGACGGGUCGGAUGAGGAGCGGGCCGAACAGAGGGGCAGGCGGCAAACGGCGGAGCCGGCCGUCUGCAGCCCAAAGAUCAACGGCACUGUGCGUGAUGCCGGAAACGGCCGGGAGGCCGUCAGCCCCAUCACCUCCCCAGUGCACCUGAAGAGCCCCCAGUCCAAACCACCCUCCACCUACAACACGUUGAAAUGCCGGGACGCAGAGCGCAUAGCCAACCACAGCCUGCUGCGGCAGCCGGAGGGGAAGGACAGUGAGCCGGCCAUGCGGGAGAUCAACACGCUCCUGCAGGACGGCCGUGAGAAGGAGUCCCCCGGCAGCAAGCGGCUGAAGGACAUCGUGCUUUAACUGGCUCCCGCGUGUACAAAGAGCACAUACACUACUACGAGUGUGUGUCGACAUGUGCGUGUGUGUGUAUUGGUGUGCUUUUGCAAGCGUCGAGCCGAACGGACCCAGGGAAGGGAGACACAUGUGCAGCACAACGUAUUCUCCAGAGAUCGAACAAAUGAAGCUGAAAAUGUGUCUGCGGGCUCAGACUGUCAUCGUGGCUUGGUAGUAACAGCAACGCUUGUACGUUCUUUGCAGUCGUCUAUCCGCAGGGGACAGGCUGGUUACUGUGUGCUGCGCAACGCGCUUCAUCCUGCCCUCACGUCUUACCCUUAGAGGAGAAAGGCCUUCCAGUGCACCGCUGGUGACACCCAAGUACAGUCAUGCCUUGUAGACUCUAAAGAGACUUCUAACUUUCUUCUAAUGCCUUCUUUG
This is a messenger RNA of Sinocyclocheilus rhinocerous, 4766 nucleotides long. RefSeq names its product protocadherin 19 (gene pcdh19). Gene Ontology annotation, biological process: homophilic cell-cell adhesion. Gene Ontology annotation, cellular component: plasma membrane. Lineage: Eukaryota; Metazoa; Chordata; Actinopteri; Cypriniformes; Cyprinidae. The coding region runs from base 1068 to 4352 and encodes 1094 amino acids. The transcript is spliced from 5 exons. Gene Ontology annotation, molecular function: calcium ion binding. The record is from RefSeq and is a predicted model, not a curated record.